Messenger RNA from Chilo suppressalis (striped riceborer), 1357 nucleotides. NCBI's taxonomy places the organism in Eukaryota, Metazoa, Arthropoda, Insecta, Lepidoptera, Crambidae. The record is from the annotation of a GenBank genome assembly.
AUGUAUGAAGCAGAUCGCGUCACAACACAAUACAUUUCGAAUCGUCCAAAACACGACGCAGGUACUGGCAACACUGAUCCUUAUGGCAGAUUCGGCAUUUUUGUGGUGGUCAUACUGCUGACGCCUGUGCGACCUGCGGAAUCGAAAAACUAGUUUGUUUUUGUAAAUCUAUUUUCUACAAUAAAUGUAUUCUGUUUGAUGCUAUUUCAAAGCUUGAGUUGAGUGUUUAGUACAGAUCAAUAUUAAUUAAACAAUAAUUGGUAUUUAAACUAGUCGUACAUGCAAGACAAGAUGUUAGGUUCCGGGGACUCGGGCGAAGACAACGGCGGCUUCAUCGUGAAAUUACGUGGAUUACCUUUCUCCACAACCGUGGAUGAUGUCCUCGAUUUCUUGACUGGUGUCAAUAUUAUCAAUGGAAAAGAUGGCGUACAUCUAACAGAGAUACGACCUGGUAGGCCGUCUGGAGAGUGUUUCGUGGAGGUGGAGGGUCAGGAAGAUGUAGACGAGGCACUCAAGAAGGAUAAGGAGAAUAUGGGCAAGAGAUACAUUGAAGUCUUUUCAACGGACCGCCAAGAUAUGGAAUGGGCAUUGAAUGCCAUGCGCCAAAGUGAGAAUGGCUUUGACAGUCUUCCAAAUGUAACCGAUGAUAUGGGAAUAGUCAAACUAAGAGGUCUCCCCUUUGGCUGUUCUAAAGAAGAGAUUGUCCAAUUCUUCGAUGGGCUGAGCGUCGGACCCGAGGGUGUUCACUUGCUCUCGGACCACACGGGGCGGGCUUCGGGAGAGGCGUUCGUACACUUCAAUGAGAAGGGGCACGCACAGGAAGCUCUCAACAGGGACAGGGAGAAAAUAGGACACAGGUACAUAGAGGUGUUCCUGAGUAGCGCGGACGAGGUGCGAUCCUACGGGGCGCGUAUGGACGGCGGUUUCAGACCGAACCGCGGCUACCGGCCCACGCCCUACGACAGAAACGAUAGAUUCUCCGGCCGCUUCUCGAGGGGACGCGGGUCCUUUGGAAGGGGCGGCGGCUUGGGUCGCGGCGGCGGCCUGAGGGGGCGGGGCUCUCACUGCGUGCACAUGCGAGGGUUGCCGUUCAAAGCGACGCCGCAAGAUGUCGCUUACUUUUUCAAGCCGAUCCGUCCGUCGAAUAUAAACAUAUUGUACGACAACAGCGGCCGGCCGUCGGGCGAGGCAGACGUUGAGUUCGAAUGCCACGAAGAUGCCAUGAGGGCGAUGCGUCGCGACAAGAACCAUAUGGACCACCGCUACAUCGAGCUAUUCCUCAACUCCUCACCAACUGGGGGAUUCAAACAGAACCGCAACUUCCGUUCGUAUUACUGAUGGCGUUGAGACGAGAAUA